This is a messenger RNA of Oldenlandia corymbosa var. corymbosa, 420 nucleotides long. The record is from the annotation of a GenBank genome assembly. Lineage: Eukaryota; Viridiplantae; Streptophyta; Magnoliopsida; Gentianales; Rubiaceae.
AUGGAAAAGGAGUCGCCAUCAUCAAAGCAGCAGCCGCAGCAGGAGGAGGAAUCAAGCAGCCAAAUCUAUGAAGAUCUGUUGCCAGUAAUGGCUGAUAAGUUGGAUGUGGAUAGUUUUGUGAAUGAACUGUGUUGUGGGUUCAGGAUGUUAGCAGACCCCGCAACCGGGCUGAUCACCACCUCCAGCUUGCAGAAAAACUGUGGCUGCUUGGGUAUGGAAGAAAUGAGCUUGGAGGAUGCAGAGGCCAUGGUCAAAGAAGGGGAUCUUGAUGGGGAUGGUGCUUUGACUGAGACUGAGUUUUGUAUCUUAAUGGUCAGACUCAGCCCUGGUAUGAUGCAACAUGCUGAAACUUGGCUCCAGAAAGCUAUUGCCCCUGAGCUACAACAGCACCAGCACCACCACCAGCCCGCUGAUGCUUAA